ACCUGGGCACCGUGAUCACUAUGCCGGUAAGCGGCAUCCUGUGCGACUCGCAGCUCUUGGGUGGCUGGCCUCUCGUUUUCUACGCAACGGGCGCCAUAGGCAUUCUGUGGUACAUCCCUUGGCUGCUGUGCGUCUUCGAUACUCCCGCACAGCACCCGCGCAUCUCCCAAGCUGAGAGGCGUUUCAUCGAAACGGCACUGCAUCGAACCGGACAAAAGAAGAAACUCCCAAUACCAUGGAAGAAAAUUCUGGCAACUCCUGGACUAUGGGCCUGUGCUUCCAUGCACCUUGGUAUUGGUUGGAAUUUCUUUGGCCAAAUUACAUACUUGCCUUCUUAUAUGGGUGAAAUUCUUCACUACAAAAUUGAAAAUAAUGCUGCAUUGUCAGCGAUUCCGUAUGUUUUGGGUGGUUUAUCUAGUUUAGCAAGCACUAUUACUCUUGAUGCAUUGAUCACAAGAAAAAUUGUUAGACCUCUUACUGGUUUCAAGAUCUUCAAUGCCAUGACUGGUGUGGGUGCUGCCAUCACCCUUGCCCUUCUGCCUUUGGCUGGCUGCAAUCGCAUUUUAAUAAACGUCCUUCUUGCUCUAAAUGGUAUAAGCUUGGGAGCUCAAUAUGCAGGAAAUGGCACAAAUUUAUUAGUUCUCGCCCCAAAUUUUGCUGGAACUAUGUAUGGUAUCUCUAAUACAAUGGCCAAUGCCGCUGGCAUUCUUGCUCCAUACGCUGUUGGAUUUCUGACUUAUGGAAAUCAAACACGUUCUGCUUGGAACAUCAUGUUCUACAUUUCUGCUGCUAUUGGUGCUCUCUCGUUCAUUAUUUAUUGGGUAUUAUGCUCUGAAGAGGAAGAAGCUUGGAAUAAUCCACUACCUUUGGAAGAAGUAACUUCUGGAGACAACAAUAACAAAUCUAAGGAGAAUGGCUCAAACGAAAAAUCACAUGAAAAUAAAGCGUAUGAACCUGAUGCAUGAGUGAGAAAUGAUAUCCAAUCCUCAUUUUUUGCCAAAGAUCUACAUUUUAAUUUUAUUCUAAUAUCAAAGCAUCUUGGUUUUAGAUGCAUUUUAUACAUAGAAAAAAUCUCAUGUAAAUAAAACGUUUUUGUGAGAAUGUGUGUGUUUUUUGUGUAUAUAUAUAUUGUAUAUAAGAUGAAAUACAUUCUCAG
Molecule: messenger RNA, 1156 nt
Organism: Gryllus bimaculatus (two-spotted cricket)
Lineage: Eukaryota; Metazoa; Arthropoda; Insecta; Orthoptera; Gryllidae
Source: the annotation of a GenBank genome assembly